AUGGCUCUGUUCUUCUUGAUUGGCGCCUUGCUGGCACCGUCAGUCUUGGCCCAGUCAGCCCAGCUUCCACUGGUCGUCGAGAUCCGGAUCGCUCCGACCGUUUUCUUGCAGCCCGUUCUGGUCUCGAUUUUCGUCCCUCAAGACACGUUGCUCAGCGCUGGCUCCGGCGCUGUCAUCCCAGUCACCGAUGCUCCGACAUUUCUCAACACCGUCAUCACAGCCACAACACUCCUCGUCCGGACCUCGACUCGAACCGUGCGACUACAGCCCUCGACAACUCAGCUCUCAGCCACUCAGACAAGCCUUGGCUCGACCAUCUCCUCCACUGUCGAGAGUACACUCACUUUUGGUUCUCCCUCUGAUUCUUCUUUGGAACCAAGCGAUACUUUUGUGCCGUCGGAAUCUCUUCCCACCAGCGUGUUCGACGAAUCUACGAGCACUUCUGCUCCUGCGUCUCCAGGCGUUUCUUCUACAAAUGACUUGGACACCCUAUCCUCUGUGGCGACGAGCUUCGGUUUCACUUCUGCUGAAACCGAAUUCCAAGGUUCUGUGUCCCUUCUGUCCGCACUGACAGACACUUUUGAACCUUCCAGUCUGUCCACGAGUGUUUCGAGCUCGUCUUCCGCAGUCCUUCCUAGUAUGGGAAGCCCCAGCUCAUCCGUUCCAAGCUCCGUCUUUGAUUUCUUGACCGCCACAAUUUCCGGACAAUCAUCAAAUAUCUCUGGAGACUCGAGCGGACCAGUGAAUCCCACCAAGUCCGCGUCUCUUUCGGUUUCCUCGGAAUCAUCUCAGAGCUUUCUAGACGAACAAUUUUCAGACCCGUUUGUGGAUACGACGUUUGCUUCGACUUCCGGUCUGGUUCUUGCCUCCAGCGGGCAACCCCUACCUUCGAGCUCCUCAGAGUCAGGCACAAACCUCUCGGGAUCGAUUGCUGCCUCUACAACUACACCAUUGUCGGGUAUUGAGGCGUUCUCAACAUCCUCAGCGUUGUCGACCAGCCUCAUGGUCGGGUCAUCUCUAAACCCCAGCGAAGCCUCUGCACUUGUUGCUUCGUCUGUUACGACGACAACACUGUGA
Molecule: messenger RNA, 1077 nt
Organism: Diplodia corticola
Lineage: Eukaryota; Fungi; Ascomycota; Dothideomycetes; Botryosphaeriales; Botryosphaeriaceae
Exons: 1
Coding region: 1-1077 (358 amino acids)
Source: RefSeq, a predicted model, not a curated record